AUGAUUCGAGAUUUCAUUGAACUUCCGUGGCUUUCGAAGCCAUGUCAAAGACAAUGGCCAAUAAUAAGAGAAUCUUGUUUGAGAACUUGGGGGUGGAGAUACCGUCACAUGUUAGUUGGUGUUACAGUUUUUAUUGUGUUAGCAGAACACGGAGGUUCUCACAGUCUGAUUGGCGAAGCAAAACACGAGCACAAAGUGAGUUUUAAUGGCUUUCCGGAGUCGCCCCCGCUUCAGAUCUCAUGA
Messenger RNA from Clunio marinus, 243 nucleotides. The record is from the annotation of a GenBank genome assembly. Lineage: Eukaryota; Metazoa; Arthropoda; Insecta; Diptera; Chironomidae.